GUAUAUAAGUGACAUGUUGCCUACUUUCUUUCUUACCAAGCGUGCACCCCUUAAAUCGAGUUCGUGGUGCGCUCUAUUACAACAUCAACAAACUUCCAGCUUUGAAUCCCCGACAGACAUGCAAGAAGCUCCACAAACCGCAGACCCUGCCGGCUCAGGAGAGCCUCCCCAGCCACAGCGCGACGAGCAUACCCCCGAAACAGACCCCGAUCCCGGCCGGCUCGUUUGCAAAUGCAAACGCAACACGCCGGAGGACAAGCCAACUUGGAAGAGACCGGCUCGCCGCUUGUGCUCAGAAUGUCCCGAGUUAUCAGACGAGGAAAGGAAAUUCUGCGCCAAGAUAAUUCACGAUUACAAAGAGCGACAAAACGAGAAAGAUAAAGACAAGCUCAUCUCUAUCGACAUCCUCAAUGAGAAAUUCGCGUGCAAAGCAUGCCUCGAGAUACGAAAUCCGCCCGGCGCGCCAGACGUACGAGAGCGAACCAAUGACGGUAAGGAGAUUUUCUCCAAGGGGUUCCGACUCGAGCCACACAUGCCCCGCCGCUGGUAUCCAAAAGAGAUUAUGUACGCGCUGAAUGUACUCAACGAUCAGUUGACGUAUGAUAAACAUCCUUUGGAGGAUGGACAUAUUUCGAAGAGAGACAUAGAGACUGCGGAGAAGCUGCUAUGAUAUGUUAGAGGUUCUUCGGGGAGCUUUGGAAUGAGCGGUUUACUUAGAGAUGGC
Trematosphaeria pertusa is the source of this 724-nucleotide messenger RNA. RefSeq lists its product as uncharacterized. The coding region runs from base 14 to 670 and encodes 218 amino acids. The transcript is spliced from 2 exons. The record is from RefSeq and is a predicted model, not a curated record. Lineage: Eukaryota; Fungi; Ascomycota; Dothideomycetes; Pleosporales; Trematosphaeriaceae.